GACAGCUCUGCAGUCAAAGAUUGGGACAAAAGUCUCCUCCAACGCUUGAACGCAGGAGGAUCCGACCAAGGUGUUCCUAGUCACCUCAUCACGCCUUUUCUCAUUGCCAAGGAUGCAACGUCUUCAGAGUGAGACAGUAUGGAAUACGUGCGUCAACACACAAGCAUACCGAUCCCUCGCGCAUACCACAACCACUUCUCAUGGUUGAUCAUGGACCGUGUCGAUGGUCAGAUGCUUUACGAAUGUUGGAACGAGCAGAGCGCCUUCAUGAAAUUCCGCAUUGCUUGCACGCUACGACUUUAUGUUAAUCAACUUCGCUCAAUAACGUCAGAAAGAGCAGGUGGCAUUACGGACGGGAUGAUUGGUGGUGUCGUCUUUGAUCAUGUAGAGCGCGGUCCAUUUGAUUCUGUCCGUCGGUUUCGUCGCUUCUGCGAACUGGUCUCUUUCGUAGGAUGGAAGACUGCCUACGAACGCAAACAUAGGAAAAUCCAUGCUAUGCAUAGCCGUCCUCCCUUGAGCGAUGGUCCUGGACUCUCGUCUUCACUCACGGCGACCUCAAUGCAACAAACAUCAUGCUGGACAAGAACAACGUGCUGUGGCUCAUAGACUGGGGCUCAGCGGGUUUCUACCCUGCUUGCGUGGAAUCACUGGCUAUGCGAUGUGUCGACGGUAAUGGUGAAGAAGAGGACCGGAUGCCAAAGUCAUGGGCUCGUUAUAGAUCAUUCAUAACCGGAAGGACGAAUCGCUCGGAAGAUGACUUCUGGCAGUACCUAACAUCUACUAUACAUCGCUUCUGAAUAAGAAGCAUACACGCUAUCAACACGAAGGUGACUGCAUUUACUCAUGAGGGGUAGAAUUGUCUGACGCGAGGGAAGGGAUUAGGGGACGAGACCGUCCCGGAAUUUGUUGUUCGCCGCCUAUGUCUCCUUCCAUGCAGUCUCUAAGAUGUCCGCCGCAACCUAUCCAUUGAUUGUUGACGA
Messenger RNA from Laetiporus sulphureus 93-53, 980 nucleotides. RefSeq lists its product as uncharacterized. NCBI's taxonomy places the organism in Eukaryota, Fungi, Basidiomycota, Agaricomycetes, Polyporales, Laetiporaceae. The coding region runs from base 139 to 606 and encodes 155 amino acids. The transcript has a single exon. The record is from RefSeq and is a predicted model, not a curated record.